AAUACUGAGUAGGUACUCAACGCAUUGGAAAAGCGUCAUAAAUGAGGUUUCUGACGUUGGGUAUAUUUGUGUGUUACGUCACUGGUGGUGGGCGGGGCUUCGCUGAAUAUUCAUCGAUGCGUGGGAGCUCCGGUGCUCAAGGGAGAAAGUUGAAGGAGGCUCGGCUCUACAGCAGCUGGAUGAGGAAGACCGUUCCAACAUUCAUGUGAAGUACCGCAACCGGAGUCCAAAGACCGAGCCACGUCCUCCGUGGACGCCGGUACCGCGGCCGGGUGUCCCGACAGCUGUUUGGAACGUUUUGUUUCAUGACUUCUUACCGGCACGUGCGCAGCUAUAGAAGGCGACAAUGAUGGAGUCCAUCUUAGACACUUUGACAGCGGAUAAACUCUACUCGUCCGGAGGCUCCAACCUGUUGGACCUGGAGGAACUCAGCGACGGAGAUUUCCUCACCAACGUGCCUUUCUCAGGUGACCAGAUGGAGGACUUCAGCAGUGAGUUAUUCAGCAGUUUCUUUGAGGACCACCUGUUAGAGCGCCCCCUGCUGGCCGACAGGCAUUCACUGCUACACAUGGACAUCGACAGCAGCCCAGACAUCCAAGCAGAGCACAGCUAUUCUUUGAGCGAAGACUCCGCCCCCCAGAGCCCCGCCCUGUCAGUCAAGAUGGACCAAGACUCUGAAUUCGAAUGGAGCUUCAGUCAAGAUCUAUCAGCCAUUUUAGUGAAACAGGAGGAGCCCGAUGUGGGUCAGAGGUCAGAGCCACAGCCUGUGGACGGCCCAGCUUUUGUCCUAAGCCCUGCUCCUCCACGAAGGGGAUCACCAUGGAGACACACAGUGCACAGUCCGGAUGACGUCAAGCCUGUGGCUAUUAAAGAUGAACCCAAAGAGAUGGGACAGUACCUCGGCCUGCCUAGCGACGACGCCCUCCAGCUUCCACCCACUCCGCCAAGCAGUAACCACGGCGACAGUGACGGUUCCCUGCCGCCCUCCUCCCCGCAGCCCCCUCUGCCACCGUCUUCCCCGCAGCCCCAACAGAGGCCAGGAGGUCGUGGCUCCUUGUCCUCGUCUACAGCCAUCUCGUCUUCACCUCUACUCACCGCACCACAUAAGCUGCAGGGUUCCGGCCCCCUCAUGCUGACAGAGGAAGAAAAGAGGACUCUGGUCGCUGAGGGAUAUCCUGUACCCAACAAACUUCCUCUCACCAAGAGUGAAGAAAAGGCGCUAAAGAGAGUCAGACGAAAGAUAAAAAAUAAGAUCUCAGCUCAGGAGAGUCGGAGGAAGAAGAAAGAGUAUGUGGAAUGUCUGGAGAAAAAGGUGGACAAUUACACGUCAGAAAAUGGCGACCUGUGGAGAAAAGUGGAAAACUUGGAGUCUGCCAACAGGACUCUCCUACAGCAGCUGCAGAAACUCCAGUCGCUAAUUUCAGGGAAAGUUGUCCCCCGCGCUUGUAAAAUAGCAUCAACUCAAACAGGGACAUGCCUUAUGAUGAUGGCCUUGUGUUUUGUCCUGGUGUUGGGGUCCUUCUCUCCUUGCCUCUCCUCCCUCUCUUUCGUCACUCAUACCGCUUCCCCUCCCUCUACCCACUCAGAGGACCUCUACACCACCAGUCAGGUCCGCUCCCGCAGCCUCCUCUUCUUCGAUGAAGGCUCUCCACUGGAGGACACAUCAGCGACCUUACUCGUGGAGAGGAUACAGUCCCAAAGUGGCUUCCAGACAAGCCGCUACACAGCUGACGCCCACAAAAACAAGACAAGAGGGCCCAAGUUGGAACACAGAGAAACGAAACCAAAAGAGGUUUCAGAAUUCUUCUAACGUCAUCCAACAUUCUGUCACAUCCCAAGAUCCCGACUGCAAUACCCACUCCCUCCAAUUCAUGGCACUCCCCCGUACACCAGGUUUACCUGCCCGUAUUUAUUAAGAGUAGCUCACAUUGCAACUUGGAAUGGAAGUCAAUGACAUCAUGGAUCUCAGUCAAGUAGGCAUGCUGGUGUCCUCCACAGGAAGUCAUUAGAGUGCCUUCCUCUUGCCUUUCUCCACUGGGCCUUAAAGGGGACAUAUUAUGCUCAUUUUGUAUUGAGUUGUGGACUCUACACACCAUAACCAGGACAGAAAGCUUUCUAGUUCUUCAGGAAUCUGCACCUAUUCAGAUUCAAUUCAGAUUUUGUGCUUCCAGCAAAAACAGUCUGUUUUAAUCUGUUUUUUAAUCAGUUUUAGUCCAGCUGCAUAGUAGCCCAUGUUCACAAAACAGUCCAGUCCGGUGUGAAAUGCCGUUGACGGAUUAAAAUGCAUUUCUUUUGCAUUUCUUGAAAAGCAUAAUCUGUCCCCUUUAAAAGGUUUAGAGAGCCAACCAAAGACCCCCCAAGUAUUAGACAAGUUCACUUUUUUUUUUUUUAAGAACAAUUAAUCUAUCUGUGGCUGUGAAAUCUUUCAUCAACCUGAAUUCAUUCAUAUUGACCCCCCCCCCCAAAAAAAAAAAAUUAUGUUGGAGAGAUCUAACUAGAGGUUGUGACAUACAUGUAUUUUUAUGAAUUUAAGUGUAUAUAUAAUAUAUUUGCAGCAUCAAAAUCAAGCAUAUUUAAAUUAUGCAACAAAAAAAUAAUAAAUAAAUGUACUGUUUUUAAGAUUACUUUAUAUUGUCUUGUUUUUCUAAAUAAUGAUGUAAAAGACACAAAAAUAUUAGUGCAAAUAUUAAUUGCAAGCAAAAAAAGGGCCUAAUUGCUUGUUUGUUUCAUGGCAUAAAACAUGUGUUGACGUUGGGAAUGUGUAAAGAUUAAGAUGGGGGUGUGUAGUUCAAGUCCUGUGGGGGCUUUGUGUGUACUUUACAGCAAUUCUGUUUUAUGUUUCACUGCAAAAUGACUUUUUGUCCCCUUUUAAAAAGAAAUAUUGAUGUAUUUGCUAAAUAUUCAAGAGGAAUUGACCCAGAUGUAAGUGCCAUGUCAAAUAUGCCCGUGUGGCAGUAACGUGUCUUGUAUUUAUUUGUAGAAAGAGUGUUUAUUACAUUCCUGGAUGUGAAAAACCACUACCAUCCCAAAAGACUACAAUCUGUCCCACUGCUUGUGUUUGGUUUGGUGUCAUCACAACAUGUCCUACAUCAGUGUCCAUACAGUGGAAAUAUGUUGCAAAGCCUUCAGGAAGAUGGCUGGAAGGGUUGGGUCACUUUUUCCAAACCUGGACAACAAUGAAGCUAAACUUGUGGACAUCUGGCUCACAAAUGCUUGAGAAAAUCAAAUCAAGGAAUUUCCACAGAUGAUUGUUGUUAUUGUUUGUUGUACAGCACCUUGCAUGUUCCUCCAUAUAUUCCUAUGUUAUCGUAGUGUAGUCAGUAGAGUAGAAACCAGCAAAAUAUUAAAAAUCUGC
This is a messenger RNA of Doryrhamphus excisus (bluestripe pipefish), 3355 nucleotides long. RefSeq names its product cAMP responsive element binding protein 3-like 1 (gene creb3l1). The record is from RefSeq and is a predicted model, not a curated record. Gene Ontology annotation, molecular function: cAMP response element binding; DNA-binding transcription factor activity, RNA polymerase II-specific. Gene Ontology annotation, biological process: regulation of transcription by RNA polymerase II. Lineage: Eukaryota; Metazoa; Chordata; Actinopteri; Syngnathiformes; Syngnathidae.